This is a messenger RNA of Chelonia mydas (Green sea turtle), 2681 nucleotides long. Its product is annotated as myeloid protein 1-like. The transcript is spliced from 13 exons. The record is from RefSeq and is a predicted model, not a curated record. Lineage: Eukaryota; Metazoa; Chordata; Testudines; Cheloniidae. The coding region runs from base 1494 to 2618 and encodes 374 amino acids.
CUAAGCUGUGAGCUACCUAAUGUACCCACACAGGGCAGUGAGAUGACAUACCCUGUUCUCUGCAUUGGCUACCCACGUUGCUGGUCCAUGCGCAGAAGGAAAGCAGCUGUCUCCAGGCUUGUACUCUCUCUCCUGUGUAGAUGGAAUACAAUGGGAGAUGGUGAAAUGAGGAUAGCUGGUCAGCUAGAUCACCUCAGUAUGCGUCCUCCUCAGCUUCAGGUGCUGCUGACGUUAACUGUAAGAAAAAACUUGGGAAGUGCUAUGACUAUCGGCAAAAAAGAUGCUGGUCUGAAAUGCUUUCUGGCCUGUGCGGACCUAAUAAAAAUAGAAAAUGCUGCAUGCCUUGCUCUACUUCGUGUCAAUUGGAUGAGCACAUCUGGAUUCUGUUCUAUGAUCGAGAGUGUUUACACCACAGAGGGAUAUGUCAGUAUAGGAGCAAUUACUGUUCUGGUUCAUAUGUUAACUUUAAAUGCGGGGGACCUCGAACGCGCCAUUGUUGUUUGCUAUUUCAGCCGUAUGGGAAGUAAUGACUCCCUAAAGACAUACACCUGGCAGAGCAAGAGCCAAGACUAUAAACUUAACUCUCAGCCUCUGGAUACCAGCAAUAGAUCACAUUCCCCCCUUCCCCAAAAUAACUACUGUUUGCCUUAUUCAUGCUUCAGCAUUCUCCAUUUCUUGAAUUUCAUGUAAUUUGGUUUCACUACAUUAUUAGAGGGUUUCCUGUUUUUACAUUCAGCCAUGCUCCAGACUGUAACCCUGUGGCUUUUCCUGAUGUUAACUCUGAAGGUGUAUCAUAUCUAGGAUGUAUAAUGAAAUAGACUUAUGUAACUGAGCAGGAAGUGUCCCAUUUUCUGGUGAGACAAGGAAGAACAUUUCCUGGAACACUAAUAAGGUUCUAUUUGCCCACAACUUUUCCAAAAUAAGGUUAAUUACUCAGUGGUCACCUUGUGAAGUACAUAAUUGUCCAACUAGCGGAUUUCCUUCCCAAAACUGAGGUGUGUGUUUGUCUUCAGGCCUGCCUAAGUAGCUUUACAGAUUACCUGGGAUUUCCUUCCCACCUUCCACCCAAUUAUCUUUCUGAAAUCAGGAAUUUAGCUACAGACUGAUGAGGAAUGCAGAAAAAAAUAUCUGCAAUUUGUCCUUGAAUUCUCCCCUUUUCUAUUUUUAAACCCAUUGUUGUUAAAAAUACCCCAGACAAGCUAAUUGCACUGCAGUCUCCAAAACCACAUAAUUACUUUUGCCAAAGGGUUAGGUGUUUCCACAAUAUUUAUUAUCUGCCCUGCCGGGACGCCCCCAAGAGAAGGUUCUGUUCCGGCUGAUAUUUGGCUUUACAGAUUAAGUUCUCAACCAAGAGAACGGAUUCCUCUUAAAUUUCUCCAGUAAUGUUUGAUUGGCUGGGAACUUAGACACAACCUCUUUUGGAAUGCAUAAAUAGAAAGCAAAGUAUUUUAGACCCUUCACUUGAAACCACAACUCUGGUGACACAGACGAAGAUGCUCAUAGUCAGAGCAAUCAUUGUAGCUACCUUGAUUUCAUCUGUUGCUGCAGGACCAUGGGGACAGAUAUGUGCCGGGAAUCCUAUGAACAAAGCAAGGGGCUGUGAUGCAUAUGGCUGUGGAUAUUAUACAGCUCCAAGAAAGGACGGUCGAAGAAAGCACCUUGGGGUGGAUGUUAUAUGCAGAGAUGGCUCAACAGUGUAUGCUCCUUUCAGUGGCAUGAUUGAAAGACGAAUUAACCCCCAUGGAGGGAGUAGCCUCAUUGAUAAUGGUGUCCAACUUCGUGGAUCAGGUUUCUGUGUCCAGAUGUUCUAUAUCAGGCCUGUUAAAUACAGAGGUCGGAUCAACAAGGGGCAAACAAUUGGAGAAAUGAUGCCAAUGCAGAGAGUAUAUCCUGGUAUAACAUCUCAUGUUCAUGUCCAGAAAUGUAACCGCUUUAAUGUCACUCUCCUGAACCAUGGAAGAGGGCCGGAACCAUGGAAGAGGAAACAUUCUCUGUUUUUAAGUGAAUUGCUGUCAUUCAAUGGUUCCUCUGGGAGGGGAAACCCAGAGUGGGGGUCCUGCUGGGGCAGAACCCCAGGGGAAAAGGCACCGGGGUCCAGGAGGGACACGGGGCCAGUUGCAGGGGAGACACUGGCAUGCAGAGGGCACUCCAGUGCUGGUGAAGAGCUAAUUCCCUGGACGACCAGCAGGAGGCACCGAACCGUUGCUGCAGGACCCUGGGGACAGAUAUGUGCCGGGAAUCCUAUGAACAAAGCAAGGGGCUGUGAUGCAUAUGGCUGUGGAUAUUAUACAGCUCCAAGAAAGGACGGUCGAAGAAAGCACCUUGGGGUGGAUGUUAUAUGCAGAGAUGGCUCAACAGUGUAUGCUCCUUUCAGUGGCAUGAUUGAAAGACGAAUUAACCCCCAUGGAGGGAGUAGCGUCAUUGAUAAUGGUGUCCAACUUCGUGGAUCAGGUUUCUGUGUCCAGAUGUUCUAUAUCAGGCCUGUUAAAUACAGAGGUCGGAUCAACAAGGGGCAGACAAUUGGAGAAAUGAUGCCAAUGCAGAGAGUAUAUCCUGGUAUAACAUCUCAUGUUCAUGUCCAGAAAUGUAACCGCUUUAAUGUCACUCGCUACUUAUAAAUGGAAAUGUAUAUUAAACGGAAAUGUACAAAAUCCCAAAUAAAAUUAUCUGAGCAAACAAAA